AUGGGGUACCAGAAAGCACAUGCCUUGGAGAUGCAUUUUUGUAUCCUUUUACUUUUUUACUCUUGUAAUCUGCUAUUUAACUUGUUAUAUUAUUUUACUGGCAUUUUUUAUCCUGUUUUCUGUUACAGCUCUAAUGUCUGGACAGCAGAUCUGUUUACAAAAGUCAUGGCAUAUUUUCAUGCCAAGGAAGUUAUGUUUACUCUUGGCAGUCUGCAGGUGUCCAUAAAAAAUUACCUGAAGAACCUUUUAUACCAGCCCAGGCAACUAUUGUCUGAAUUGCAACAGCUUGAUCAGCAGCAGUUCCAAACUGCAAUGAAGUACCUCUUCAACAGCAAAAAGGAGCAUCUUGAAAUAGGAAAUAUUAUUCUUGACUGGGGCAAGACUAGAGAGAGAAUUUUUCAAAGCCCAGGAGUAAACAGGACCUUGUUCCUUGUAACACUGGAUAAAUGCUUCCUGGCUCUGAGUGCCCUGGACUGUGUGGAUAUCCUGAGUCAGGUUUUGCGUGUGUCAGCAGUGAACUAUCUCCAACCUGAUGUCAUUGGGAGUCUCCCAAACCUUCUGCUGGAGGAUGCUUUCAGAAACUUAUCAUCAUUAUUCAAGGACCUCUAUGACAGAACCUCAGCAAGCACUCAGAGAGCUCUCUAUGGCUGGAUGAAGCAGAUUCUACAGAAAUCUUACAACAUGAGUGAGUUCAAUGAAUCAACUUCUUGGGUCAGUGCAGAAAGCUUAUGGAUUUUGGGAAGAUACAUGGUCCAUCUCCCAUUAGAAGAAAUUCUGAAAAUUAGUCUCAAUGAAAUCAGACUGUUCAUUAGCUACGACAACGCAACAAAGCAGUUGGACACGGUGUAUGAUAUCACACCAGAGCUUGCACAGGCCCUCCUGGAAAGGAUAAACUCGUCAGGAUUUGAUAUGAGGAACACUUCAACUAUCUACAGGCUGGGUUUGUUGGUUUGUUUUUAUGAUGACCUGGAACAGAUGGAUGCAGCUGUGGCCCGGGCUCUACUUCAUCAAAUGAUUAAAUGCAAUCAGCUGAGAGGUUUCCAGGCUGAGGUUCAUGAGCUCAAAUCUCAGCUCCUGAGCAUUGCCAUGCAAAACCAGACAUUGAAUGAUACCCUUGGAUCCCUGUCAGAUGCUGUGGUUGGAUUAACUUCAAGUCAGCUGGAAUCUCUGUCACCUGAAGCAGUGCAUAAUGCUGUUGCAACAUUAAACCAAGUCUCUGGGUGGGCAAAGAGCCAAGUUAUGAUUUUAUCCAGUAAAUAUCUCUCUUAUGAAAAGGUUUUAUCAUUUUACAACGUGAGCCAAAUGGGCGCCUUGGUGGCAGGAAUUGGCACCCGGUCACUGCACAGCAUGAGCCCCAGGGAGCUGGCUCAGAUCAUCCGAGGCACAACAUCCCAGUACUUGUCUGACUUAUCUCCUGCACAGCAGCAGGGCAUCCUCAGGAAGAUUGCUGCAUCUGGAGAUUUUUCUUCAUCAGUCAAAGAUAUACAAGGAGCUUUCUUUAAAGAAGUUUCUCUUUCUGGUUUGUGGAAGCAAAGUGGAUAUUAUUCUUCAAUGCUGAAAGAAAAAGAACUAAGAAGCAGCCAGGCUUUGUAUCUGUAUGAAUUACUGUUCAAGGAAAACUAUCCUGUUGACCUUGUAAGCACAGGACAGCUUGUGAAAGGAGUAACUUGUCAACUCUUUGAAAGUAUGGACACAGACAUAUUUUUAAACAAUUUUAAAUUCUUUGAAAUUAAUCUUCAUCUGCUUUCUCCAUAUCAGGUUAAUUGUUUGGCUUGGAAAUUUUGGAAAGUCUCCAAUGCAUCCAUUCCUCCCUUCCUUUUAUUGGCGCUUCCUUCUGAGUACCUGGAGUAUGUUACAGGCCCUUUGUGUGUCCCUUUCCUUGACCGUGUGGGGAAGAUUGGGAUGGACCUUCUGAACCCAAGCCUUCACAAAAGGGAUGCUGUCCUGCAAAAAGUACAGGAGUGCUUGAACAGCUCCAUUGCUGAUGAAUAUGAUGUUGACCUCCUUGGAAAUCUAAUCUGCCACUUACCUCCAGCCUUUCUACAUGGCAGAAUGUCCCUGAAGGCAAUGGCAGCAGCCCUACAUCAAUUCAAACUUUGCCAAGAGCUCAGCCACGAGCAGAAGACUGAAAUUAAAUACAAACUCCUUCGGUUAUAUGGCUCCUCAAAUAACUGGACAGCAGAAACAACAUUAGAUGUUGGACCAUUCAUAGUUAUGUUGUCAAGAGAGGAAUUAAACAUCCUUGCUGAAAAGUUCCCAGAUAUCAUUUUACAAAUAGCAAAGACAAUUGGACCAGUUUCUUCAGCUGAAGAGCUUCUGUCAGCUGUGUUCGAGUCAGUCUCUAACUCUUCAAUGAAAACUCUUGCUAUUUGACCUUUUUCAGAUUGCCUGACAACCAGAACUCCUUCUUCAAAUGAAAUCAUUAAAUUAGGAGAAGCAAAUAUAUUUUGGUCAGUUCAGGAACUGAAAUGCAUGGAUCCAGGGACUUUUGACAAAAAUGUGGAACUUCUUGGGGGUGUCUCAGGUUUUAACAGCUCCCAGCUGACUGCCUUGAAGGAAAAAGCCAAGCAGGUCUGGGGUUUGCUGCCAGACUGGAGAAGUUACCAAAUCAUCUCCCUGGGCCGCAUUGCUCUGGCACUCACUGAACAGGAAAUCACAGAGCUGGACCUGCACUCCAUCGACACAGUUUCUGUUCUUAGUCAGCAAACAGGGUGGACUUUUACCCAGGCGAGAGCUAUUUUGCAAGGUUUUCUAGAUGACUCUGGCCAGACCAUCAGCACAUUAAAAAGUUUUGAUUUAGUUGGAUUAGGAGCUGUUCUCUGUGCAUUGAACUCCACAGAAAUCACAUCCAUAAGGACUGUUGAAUUCAGUGCUGCAAUUGCAAGAAUUGGCCUGUUGUUUUGUAGCACCCCUGUUCUGAGGCAGUUGAAGAAGAUGACAGAAUCUGUGUUUGGUGCUGCUACCAGCUGGAAUGGCUCUAUUUUACAGGAAAUUGGUACUAUUGCAGGUGGUUUGAAUGAGGAUGAAUUAAAAGCUUUUGAUAAAAGCUUGAUGCCAUAUUUCCAGCCAUCAGCAAUAAGACAUAUACCUCCUGAAAUUUUCCAAGCAUUGUCCCCAGAGCAAAUAGCAAAUCUGGGCCCUGAGAACGCCGCCAUGGUUACAGGAUCACAGCGGGAGCAUCUGGAUGCAUCACAGCUCCAGAGCCUGGGGCUGGCACUGGAUGGAGCC
This is a messenger RNA of Lonchura striata (white-rumped munia), 3228 nucleotides long. The record is from RefSeq and is a predicted model, not a curated record. Lineage: Eukaryota; Metazoa; Chordata; Aves; Passeriformes; Estrildidae.